Amoebophrya sp. A120 is the source of this 10396-nucleotide messenger RNA. NCBI's taxonomy places the organism in Eukaryota, Dinophyceae, Syndiniales, Amoebophryaceae. The record is from the annotation of a GenBank genome assembly.
CUACCCUCCUCACUAAGUUCAACCUUCAUCUAGUCGCUGACAAAGAAUCUUCACAGCUGAGAAAUAAUCUUCGUUUUACUUAUGUCUGUGAAUUCUCUUCUUUCUCACUCAAGCAGUUGUGUACUUACACCUCGGCACGACGGCGCCCCAUUUACCAAUUUACAUUUUUGAACUUGAUUAUCUAACUACCCAUUGACACAGACAAUAAGAUCACAGUUCGCGGCAUCAAACUAACUACACCUUCACUAUGACCUCCUCUUCCGAAGAAUCUUCCGUGCCAAACCUGUCAGAUUGGCACUCGACCUUCGUCCCCGUGUCUGAUAAGGAACUUGAGCUACCACAGGAGACCAAACUGUUACAAGAGCGGAAAGACGCGGACGACGCGUUUCUGAAGAAACAGAAAGACGAGGAUUGGCAGGAAAGCGAGCGGAAAUUUGACAAGAUGCAAAGUUGUGUUAGCAGCGGCUUGUCCCCAAGAAGUUCUCCGUUUGCUUUCGCCCCGCCGAAGAGGUCGAUCAGCUUGCCAGAGAAGGUUUUGUCAGAGGAAUGGGAAGACGAGGAGGAAGAGGAAGAUGAUGAGGAGGAGCUGAGCGCCGGGGGCGAGGAUAUUUACAACGAUGAGGUGGACGUUCAGCAAGACCUGCGGAACGAAAAAUCUUCUGGUACAACAACAUCCGAGGGUCAAAAUCUCCAAGCCGCAAAGGUUGCUCGUCCACCCUCCUUCCGAAUUUCCCAAACGGCUUGUGACGACGACGAUAUCAGUUUUACGCCGGCAGCGAGUACUAGUACUUCCGCUCAGAAGGGCGCGCGAAACACACGAAAGAUGAACGUGUUCGCCGCACAGCCGUUCACCCCGCUGCAAGGGCAAAACCAGCGAUACGCCUUGAGCCAACGGAAGAUCACGACGGAGUCGAGGCUGUUGCAGCACACCAUGGCCUCGCAACAGCUCGGGACGGCCGAAGUAGAGUUUGCGACCGCGCGAGGACAAAGGGCUUUGAUGCAGAAGCCAAAGAAGAAAAAGCCGCACAAAUCAUUCGAGAUGUUUCUGCGCAAAGCCGAGGAGAAGCUCCUAGUCGACAGCCCGGCGGAUCUGGAUUUUAUGUUGCAAAAUGAGAUGGAGCAGACGUAUAGCAACCGUGGUAACUGUUCGGAGGAUUCCUUUUACACGACCAUGCAGAACGAUAAGCAUCAAGGGCCUUUGUUUGCCGGAUUAGAGGAUCCGGGUCUUUAUGAAGAUUUCGAUCUAGAGAACCCGGACGAUGAUCUGUACUUUCUCGGCGAGAACAUAACCGUCCUGGACGGCGAGUCUUUAGACGGCGAUGUGAAUUUCCAUUUUUACGAGAACGAUCCGGCGACGUCGGACGUGAACAGCGCCGCGGCAGGGAACGAUCAACUCGGGGCUGUUGCAGAGACUAGUGCAUCAAGUCCUGCAGGCGACCAGAACAUCAACGACCAAGUUCUUCAAAACGACCAAUCUGUGCCUUCAAAGCAAGGUCCUCGCAACACGGCUGCCACGGGCGAGAAGAUUGUCAAGAUGAACACGGCUUCCACCGACGACAUGUCGAUUUUUCCGCUUGAUAGUUCCUCCCUCGGAAUCCUCACAAAGAGAAAGUGGAACGCGAUGGGGACGCCGACGGAGAAGAAGAAAGUCUUGACGAAAUCGCAAGCGCGGGUCGGGAAAUCAAUCGAACGGACGAAGCAGUCGAUAUGCAUUGCAAAUAUGUCUGGGGCUGGAAAAAUGCAACGUCUGUCAUGCAUAUUUUGCAUGACCAAUGAUGUCUGUGAUGCAUGCUCUAGCAUCACAGAUUUUGUAAAUGCUUUUUGAUGUUGCCAACACAGCAUGAGUAGUAUCACCCUCUUCGCGUAGCGAGAACUGGACCCCUUUUGCAGUUCACGCAUUGCAGAUUUCAUGUAGAAUGCAAAGACAGCAUCACAAGUUUCAAUCUUCCAGACCCAGACAUAUUUGCAUUUGAUAGUCGAGGGGUCGGGAUUACAUCGAUCCGGAAUUUGAUUUAUCCUCCCUGAAAAAACCCCCGAAGAAAACCAAGCCGAUUCAGAAUCAAAAUUUGCAGAAACGAAACGCGGUCCAGGAGAUCCGGUUCAAGGAAAUGGAGAAGCAGCAACACGCGUUGGCGGACAAGGAUCUGCAGCAAAUGUUAGACGCCCGGACAAACGCCACAGAUUCGUUUUUACAUUGCUUAAGCCGACAUUUGCGCGAAUACACGAAACGAAAGCCGAACAUGGUCAACGCGUGGCGGAAGUAUCUCGACCAGUCUAUCGUAAGGACCAAUCCUUCCUCCCCAUAUUGACAGGGUAAGUCUUCGCAAAUUUGUGUUGCUGAUUUGUUACCACAAAUCGUGCCUGUCUUGCAAGGAGGCAAGUCCACAGUCUCCACCGCAUUACGCAGGCGGUUUGUCAUGCUGUUGGACCUGCAGAAAGGACGUUUUUCGUGGUAAGUGCCUAGGCCAAAACCUGCCUGCUCAGGCUUGGUCUGGGCCUGCAGUCCUCUGCAGCAAGACGCAUCUGAUUCGUCUACGUAAAUCCAGCAUCAGAGACGUCGUUUUGAUAUGGGGAGGGGGGAUUAUUGCCUUUGAUACAGUCCAUGCGGGGGGUCAUCGCCCGGUCGAAGUUUAUGGAACUGUGCCAGGAGAUAUGACAGUGCACAACUCUCCCUCCCCCUCAUUUGUCACGCAAAAUAUCCAAUUCACCCUUUGCCUCUUGGCACUGUUUGCAUGACAAGUUCUGGUAGCCCAAAUAGCACUAUACUCCAGUGCAAAUUUGUUAUGCAAAACCAGCAUCCUUGCUGAUGCCUGUAUUGUCGUUCAUGCUAUACAAAUGAGGGGGAGGAAGAAUUGUGCACUGUCAUAGGAGAUCCAGGCGCCGGCUUCGGCGCAACUCUGGCCCAGCAUGGCCGAGAACAACCGGAUGACGUUGUUGCAUUUCUGCCCGUAUGGAUUGCAAAUAUGUCUGGGUCUGGAAGGUUUGUCAUGCAUAUUUUGGAUGACCCAUGGCGCCUGUAAUGCAUGACCUAGCAUCUGAGAUUUUCAGAGGGCUUCCUCAUGCCUAUUUCGCAUGAGACAUGCCAUUCCAGUGUAUCACGAACUGGACUUCUCUUGCUGGUCAUGCAAUGCAGGUCUUUUUAGCAUCCAAAAACAGCAUCACAAAUUCCAUCCUUCCAGACCCAGCCAUAUUUGCAUUUGAUAGCCCGAACGAGGGGGCGAUGCUAUUCCGGUUGCGGCACUUUUUGGUCAGGUGUUUUGGGUCUCUGUACAACUGGUUCAAAUCCUGUUUACUCAUCAUCCCGGGCAACAACGUCGUUUCGAACGAGUUGUUGGAUAGCUUAUCCCCAUUGCGCAUGUUCUCAAAAGAGUACAAUGCGUCGGGGAAAACGUCCGAAGAGGAGGCUGUUUUGGAAAAAUUACAAAUGCUGGAAGAUAUCGACGAAGACAUUUUAUUCGACUCCACCAUCGCGGGCGAGGGGGAUAAGGAUAACCAGCCAAAUCUGAUUCCCGAGGGUACGAUCGGGUCCCACGUGGCCCAGAACGACGCGAAUUCGUACACACUGUCCGCGUAUCAACGGCAAAUAUGUCUGGGUCUGGAAACUUGUGAUGCUGGGUGGCGUCUCAUGAUGAGGCCACAAGUGCUGGCUCAGCAUGACAAGUUUCUGAGCUUCUAGGUGAUGCCUAUUCUGCAUGACAAACUGCGUUUCUGCAUGACAGAAGAACCAAAAUGGAGCCCCGGCUCUUGGGUACUAACGUGCAUGACAGAUUGAAGAGUCAUGCCAGACAAGCAUGACAAACAUGCAUUCUUCCAGACCCAGACAUUUUUGCACUUGAUACCGCGACGAGCGAUAAGAAAACUUUACUAUCCCAAACGAGGAGGAAGCAGGCUUUUAAAUUCCGCCAAAUGCUCGAAUCCCCGAAGAUGACGCAAAUGGAGUUUGAAGCCUGCUUGGAAGUGUUAGCCUACCCGGAAGAUGCGAAGAAGGCCUGGGAGUUGUUGGUUUACCUAGACCAGGCGGAGUUAAGAGUGGAGGAUCUCGUUUGGCUGGAGUUGAACUGGACGAGAUGGGACGAAUCGAAAAUUAUGGAUAGUUCCCACGGGCAGGGUAGCGGCAUGCAAUUUAACAGCGGGAAGGAGGGGCAGAAAACGUUCACGGAGUCGGUGACCAGUACUUUGACUUCGUUGGACGUGAUCGACAGCGGGAAGCGGUCGUUGGAGAAGAGAAGGUUGCUGGACAAUUUGACAACGCGGAAUCAGUGGACCCGUUUGAAGGUAUCAAAUGUAAAAAUGUCUGGGUCUGGAAGGAUGCAAGGUUUGUCAUGCUUGUCUGGCAUGACAAAAAAGCUUGUGAUGCGUGUCCAAGAAGAGACCCCUUUGCCUGUCGUGCAAAAACGCAGUUUCUCAUGCGAGAAACGCAACACAAAGCAGCGCAGAUAUUUCUCAUGCUUGGCUGUGCAUGACAGAGCAUUCACUAUUCCCAACCGAGCAUUACAAGUUUCCAGACCCGGACAUUUUUGCAAUUUAUAGAAGGCGGUGUGUUUCAACUUGAACGACGGGCCGGAAACCAUGGGGCUGAUGCGACCGCAGGUCGAGGAGCAGUUGCAUUCGAGGGUAUAAUCGAUACUGAUAAAUGAAGAAUGUUUUGAAAUUGAAAUUGAAAUUUUCCAGUUUUCGAUAUGACGCAUAGCAAAUCCAAAUUUCAAUCAUCUCGGUGAUUUUGUCGUGCGAGUUGUUUCACUUUUGAGUCACUUUCUGUGAUGCAAAAACGGCUUGAAUCUUCAUGCAGCGAUCUUUCAAAACAGCUCAACCUUUACCUGGAGCAGUACGGUGGCGAGCAUACCAAGCAGUGCCUCUACGCGCCGGAGAGGUUUUGGGGCCACCAGCUCGGGCGCGCGAAGGAUGGGGGGCGGGCGAAUCUGACCCUGCAGGGCUACAACGCAUCUUCUAAUGCGGGGAGCAACCAGAAAAACGAUAAUAACAACAAUUUUGACAUCACCCACGACCCCCAGACGGGCAAUGUCGUCAUCCAGCAAAACGCGAACCCGCAUUUUCUGAACAAAUUAUCCCCGUUUUUGAAGUUCCAAAAGCUCCACGCUUCUGUCGCGAACUUUAAAACGGUAUUAGUAGCGAGCUCCGUCCAGUCCACCCACGUGCCAUCUGAUACGAACCACUUUUCCGCGAUGAAAAACCAGGCGUUGGAAGUACGGGCGCUGCAGAUCGACGCUUCAUAUCAAAUGUAAAAAUGUCUGGGUCUGGAAGAAUGCGCGAUUUGUCAUGCAGCUUUUCCAUGACCCACGAGGUCUGGAAUGCAGCACCUAGCAUGACAAAUUCUGUGCGAUCUCUCUCAUGCCUAUCCUGCAUGACAAACUCCCUGCCGACUUGUGCAAAACUGGACGACCUUUGGUAAUCCUGCAACACAGAUUUUUGUAUGCUUGAGAUUCAGCAUGACAAGUUGCAUUCUUCCAGACCCAGACAUUUUUACAAUCCAUACUUCAGAAAAGAAACGGGAAGAAUUGAAGCAGAGGUUGAUUUUCAGCUUCCGAUCUUCUUUAACGAAGUUCCAUUUGACCAUUUAUGGUUUGAAAAUUUGGCGGUUCACGAUGGACCCGAUGGACCGGGGCUGUAUUGGGUUGACCACGAUCAUGGCGUUCUGUCGGGAAAUGUCUUGGACGGGGUCGAGGGUGUUGUUGUGGGAGAAACUGUAUGAAUUGCAAAAAUGUCUGUGCCUGGAAGAUUGCAACUUGUCAUGGUAAAUCUGAAGCAUGCAAAAAUCUGUGUUGCAUGAGUGCCAAAAGCUGUCCACUUUUGACCAAGUUGGAACAGAGUUUCUCAUGCAGAAUAGGCAUGGCAGAGACCUCGCAGAGUCUGUCAUGCUAAGUCGCGAAUUCCAGACCUCAUGGGCCAUGGAAAAUCUGCAUGACAAGUCUACGCUCUUCCAGACCCAGACACUUUUGCACUUGAUAAGCUGUCCAACAAGCAACCGGCGAGCGGUUUCAUCGUCGCGGAGGAUUUGUGGCCGAACCAGGUGAAGAGAUUGCGGGUUUUGCGGAAAGAGCUGUUCAAACUGAUGGAAACUUCCAUCCCCUCCAUCGCGGUCGAACACAGUAACCAGUACAACAUCAAAGUCCGGUCUUCUUCGAACAGCAGAAACGGUACUAGUCGUUAUCAGCAGCAGCAAGACGACUUCGCGAAGAACCAGUGCUAUGCAUUGCAAGAGCAUCGUACUCGUAUAAAUGCAUUACAAAUUAGCCGAGCAUUAGAAAUUGAAUUUGUAUUGCUGAUUUACCUUGAGAAAGAGAUUUGUAAUGCAUAAAUGCAAUUACUACGAGUGCGAUACUUUUGCACAGGAUAAAUGCCAUGAAAACGCGAUGGAGAUCUACAACUUGAUGGACCCAAACCAGGCGGGCUACAUCACCCGCGCGAGUUUUUUGGCGUUUGGGAGGAAGUAUCUGCCGUUUUUGGAGAACGAGUUGAUCAAGUUCAUGCGGCAAAUUACCGUCGGGGAACACCAGGUCCGGUUGUUUUUCGAGGACGUGUACUACUUACUGUACGGGAAAUGGAAUAUCACACGGGAAGAAGUGAUGGACGUGAAUUUUAACGUGCCGAUUGGGAUGCCAGACCCGCGGCCGUGGGAGGACCGGUACUGGCGAAAGGAUGUGAUCGAACACGAAGCGAAAUUGAAGCAAAUGUCCGGCGAUAAGCCGAUCGAAUCCGUGCAGGAGUUGGUUCACGAUCCGAAAAUCAGGACCACAACCCAAUGGACGAAGGUCAACGUGGCGAGACUGAAACAACUGGCCUUCGCGGUGAGAAAGGAUGAGGAGGAGCGGGAAUUCUUCAAAAAGCACCCCAACGGCAAGUUGCCAGGGCAACAAAACGAUGAAAAUGAAGACGAAGACGGGAAUACGACGAGUGGAAGACGGCCGUUUAUCAAGGUCGACAUUCGCCCGGAGCAAGAUCCGGAGGGGUACGUCAGACGGUUCGCGGCGCUGAAUUACGACCGAAAAUCUUUAUUCAACCGGGCGAACCAGUGCGGGUUCGCGCCGGGGAGAUUGUCCGCGUUGGCGAAAAGAGCGGCGAUGCGGGAACCUCUGUGGUCGUUGGGGGCCGGGCAGAUGCGGAGAAUGACGUGCAAGCACGUGUUGGAGCAUUCGCUCGCCGCGGCGGCGCAAAAGAAGAACGAUAUGCAUCGCAAAUAUGUCUGGGUCUGGAAGGUGGUAACUUGUGAUGCUGUCUUUGGAUUCCAAAAAAAUCAGUAUUGCAUGACUAGCAAGAGGGGCCCGCUUUGUGUUACACAGGGAGGGCGUUUCUCAUGCGGAAUAAGCAUCAGGAAGGGUUCUAAAAAUCUGUGAUGCUAGGGCGUGCAUUACAGGCGUCAUGGGUCAUGCACGAUAUGCAUGACAAGCACAAGCCUGCCACUCUUCCAGACAUCCAGGGAUAUUUGCAGUUGAUAAACGAGUACCAAUUACGGUACAUGGGGACUUUGGGGAAGUCGCAGUCGGCCGGGAAUUUGGGAAGUGGGUCUCGCGAACAGCCUUCUGGACAGACGAAUUCCACCAGUAAACUCUCCAUCUCCAGUUCGAAACAGUCCCGACUCACCGACCGAUCAAUCGAACACGCCGUUAUCCGCCAGCAGCCGCCGAAAACCAAUUUCUCGCCGACCGAGCGCAAACUCGCGCGGCUCCAGUCCCUUGCGGGGAAGCAGUAUCAAAUGGAAGAAUAUCUGGGUCUGGAAGAAUGCAACUUGUGAUGCUGCAUUAGGAUUCCAAAAAAAUCUGUAUUGCAUGAGUAAGAAAGGGAGUGCAAUUUUUGCUACGUUGAGAAGGCAUAAUUUGUCAUGCGGAAUAGGCAUCUGGAAGCCUUCAAAAAAUCUGUAUUGCUAGGGUAUGCAUCACAGACAUCAUGGCUCAUGGAAAACGUGCAUGACAAAUCUCGCAUUCCGCCAGACCCAGACAUUUUUACAUUUGAUAAGCAGCUGCGGAAGCAGGCCCGGGAGGAGCAGGGCCGGCAGAAGCAGGCCGAACAGCUAUCGAAAGGAAAAAUCCCCCCUCCCCGUAUCGAAAACGAAAUUCGUGAUGCUGUAUUUGAGGUCACAAAUCGAUUUGUAUUGCUAGAAGGCCAAGAGACGCAGUUGUGGCCUGAAUUGCAGGCAAUUUGUCAUGCUGUUUCCAACUUUUAGUUGUUUUCUGUUAUGUUGAAGACGCAAAGGUUUAUUCCCACGCCACCCAGCCCUACAGUCCGCAUCUUUUCCCGUGUAGCAUGACAAAGCUGAUUUGUGACAACAAAUCUGCAUCACAGAUUUCCGUUUUGAUAUGGGGAGGGGGGAUUUUUCCUUUUGAUAACAGCGGGCGCAGGAAAAUCUCGACAACAUGAGCUUUCACGCGAGUUUCCGGGGGUCGAAACUGGUGUUGGUGGAUGACGGGCAGAUGCAGGCGGCCAUGAAGUCGAUGGCUGGUCCCGCUGCUCUUGGGGAGAAUGAGAACGCCGGAACGGCGGGUGUACUAGCCGGCGCGACAGCUGCUGGAAAGAGCAUGAAGCUCCCAGCAGGAGGAGCCGCGCCAGGGGGCCUCGGUCAGAAGAGUAUGAUGAACAGCCCCAACAUGAUGAUGGUAUCUACCGCGGCAAACAACAAUAAAACCACGGGUGCGAUCGAUUUCGACCAGCUGGCGAAGUCCGAUUUCGUCACGGACAGCAACGGCUUUUCCGGAAACGAAAACGCCAUCGUCAUCGAACGGGCGAACGUGAAGUCCACAAAGCAGCAGCAGAAGUCGAAGCAGGCCAACAAGACGAUUCUGAUCCACAAGGUGCAACAGCAGGUGCUGGAUAAAAAACGUUUUUUGGAAUCGGCGAAGCGGGCGAUUCUGGACCGCCAGAAAUUCAUGGAAAAACUCGCGAAAUCUGUGCGGUUCUCCGGGGAAUCUAGUGGUACGAAAACGCCAGGGAGUAAAGACAGUGCUGACAAUGAUCCACUAUUAAAGGAGCACUACAAGGAUCACGACUGGUUUGACGAUCACUCGAGUUCCAUGAAAAAUUUCUACCCCGGCCAGAAACCCCCCUCGAAUUUACUCCCCACCCCGGACUUGAAAACGGGCCACUUGGCGAACCUGCCGGAGACGCUGGGGCUGAAAUCCGCGAUGAAAAAUAAUAAGAAAGGGGGCGGACAACAGGAACAACAGGCCGUGAACAAACAAGGCAAUAAGAAACUGAAGAAAGCCACCGCGGUGGUGACCUCCGCGAACACUUUUCAAUCCUUGCAGGCGAAAACCUAUCCUGUGCAAAAGCAUCGUGCUCGUAUUGCAAUCAUGCAUUACAAAUUUUUUUCUCAAGGUAAAUCCGCACUACAAAUUUUAUUUCUCAUGCUGAGGGAAUUUGUCAUGCAUUUAUACGAGUGCGAUACUUAUGCAUUUCAUAAAACCGUGCGGCCUGGGACGCUCAACCAAGACAGCAGUAGCAACGCGAGCGGGACUAACAUGAAUAAUCUGUCAGCGGAGGUCCGAGCUAUGGAACUCCUCGACGAGUAUGAGAAUUUCUCGGGGAAAACCAUCGGAGAUGCGGGGAAUGGCAGCAUGGAGACGAUCUUGUAUCCUGUGUAAAAACUUUCCCACCCCAGGGUUGUCAUGGAAAUCUGCAUGCUGAAAAUGUUUCUCCAUGCGGAGCUGCACCAUGAGAAGCAUUUUCGAUUCGUGUUUUGGAAUUUGUCAUGCUCCAAUGAGCACGAUAUACUAGAUCUGUGACGCUGCUGAGCUAGCUCAAACAGCACUACACUACGAUUCCAAAUUUGUCAUGCAAAACAGCCGAGACUUGUGGUCUUGUCUAGCCGAGUCCCCAUCUUCUUGACUAUGGGGUGGGGACGUUUUUACAUAGGAUAUCUUGUCCUCCAAUAUAUCGGCGAAUAAAACGUCGCAAAGAAUAGGCGAGCAGACGAAUGAUGUUAACAACUCGGGGGAGGAUUCGUCGGACCAUUUUGGAUUGUAGAGGGUUGAUGAUUUUUUGAAGUAUCCUCGUUCGAUGCAGGGAACUUUGUUCUGUCUGGUCGGGCAGUGUCGGCAGGACACUAGCCUUGUCAAUCCACAUCAUACUGGUGGUUUGUGGCUAUUUCCUCAUCUUCUACAUAUAGUUUUUUAAUCGUACUAAGCUACCCGUGCCAUAAUUGUUUUUUUGCUUUGUGUAACAAAUUCAAUUUUUUAGCUGUUUGCGUUUCAUCUGUCAGUAUCCCUGACAGAAGAAGCUGCCACAGCUCAUUAUGCGUGCAGGUUUCGACACUCUUUUGAUAAUCUUUUGAUGAAAACCCCCCCACGUUUUCGUAUCUAUUGUGCAAAGUUCAUUGUUUUGCCUUUGUCGGAAAAUUCGCAAAUGAGAGUGGCGUAUCAAGUGGUGCUGUGGUGCUGAAAACUCC